CUCUCUCUCCUCUCUCUCUCUCUCUCUUCCGUUGUUAAACAUCUGAGAACACCAAUCGAAAAAGAAGAAAAUAAAACAUGGGAAGCUUGAGAAGAAGCUUGAUCAGCCUCCACCGAGCCCUGAAAUCCACCGCUUCCAUCUCUCCCGCCGAAACCCAUGUCAGGUCUCAAUUCGGAUACGGUUUGGUUCAGCGUUCUUAUUCCACCAACAAUGGCAGCAAUCCGGACAUCGACCUCUCCACCCAAGAGAGCAAGAGGCGCCUAUUUAACAGAUUGAUAUACAGGAGCAAGCAGAGAGGGUUUUUGGAGUUGGAUUUGGUUCUGGGUAAGUGGGUGGAGGAGCAUAUCCAUUCAUUGGAUGAACAGGGAAUUAAAUCUCUUGUGGAUGUCCUCAACCUGGAAAACCCAGAUCUGUGGAAGUGGUUAAUUGGCCAGGAGCAACCCCCCGAGGCACUCCAAACUAAUCCUGUUUUUACUGCAGUGCGUAACAAGAUCACGAACAACCUGAACAGCUAUGCUGCUUCUGAGACACGAGCAACACCUGGCCAGCCAUGGGUUAGAGGGUGGGAUGAUAUAAAGAAAAGCCAGGGCUGCCCUAUAACGGGUAAUCAGUAGCUCUGCCAUUACUUUUUCAAGUUAAAUUUCGAAUGGUAUGUUGAUUGGUAAUGUGUUAGCGAUGAAAAAUGUCGAUUAGAACUUGGAAUGCCUCAAGUUAAACACCGAUUGGCCUCAAUAAAACCAAGAGGUAUUGUUGGACGUCUUCUCUCCCUCAGUUCUUAUUUUCGAUUGUAACAUAUUUUAUAUAGUUCAUACACUUUGGCAUGCUUUCCUGAAUGAAAGAAAAUAAGUCAUGUAAUCAAACGGUGCGGUUUUUAUGAAACAGAGGAUGAGAGAUUAAUCUUUUGGUUU
Molecule: messenger RNA, 908 nt
Organism: Malus domestica (apple)
Lineage: Eukaryota; Viridiplantae; Streptophyta; Magnoliopsida; Rosales; Rosaceae
Product: succinate dehydrogenase assembly factor 2, mitochondrial-like
Biological process (GO): mitochondrial respiratory chain complex II assembly; mitochondrial electron transport, succinate to ubiquinone; tricarboxylic acid cycle
Cellular component (GO): mitochondrion
Source: RefSeq, a predicted model, not a curated record